CCGUCCAGUGUUUGUCGUCCCGUCCCCCGCCUCCUCUCCUCUCCAGCUGCUGGAUCUUACAGCCUUUUAACUCUCUAAGCACCUCCUUGAAGGCAGACCAUGCCCUCUCUAUGACGGUUACUUGUUAAGCUAACUCUGCAUGCCAGAAGACUGUCCUUGGUUGAUCCAAGGGCUUUUGGGGACUCCAGCCUCUCCCCAGUUUUUCUGUGUGUGUGUGUUCCUCUAGAACUUUCAAAACUGUUUCUCCAAAGGGUUUUGCAGAAACUUAGACUGUUUUCUAAAGCAGAAGCACCUCAGUCCACAGCAGUAGUGAUGGGCAGCGUGCGAACCAACCGCUACAGCAUCGUGUCUUCGGAAGAGGACGGAAUGAAGCUGGCAACCAUGGCCGUUGCCAACGGCUUUGGGAAUGGAAAGAGUAAGGUACAUACCAGACAGCAAUGCAGGAGCCGCUUUGUCAAAAAAGACGGCCACUGCAACGUCCAGUUUAUUAACGUGGGCGAGAAGGGACAGCGAUACCUGGCAGACAUCUUCACCACUUGCGUGGACAUCCGCUGGAGGUGGAUGCUAGUUAUCUUCUGCCUGACUUUCAUCCUCUCCUGGCUUUUUUUUGGCUGUGUGUUUUGGUUGAUUGCACUGUUGCAUGGAGAUCUGGAGAAUCAAGAAAAUAGCAAACCUUGUGUCUCUCAAGUGAGCAGCUUCACCGCAGCCUUUCUGUUCUCCAUUGAGACCCAGACCACGAUCGGCUAUGGCUUCAGGUGCGUCACAGACGAGUGCCCCAUCGCAGUUUUCAUGGUGGUUUUCCAGUCUAUAGUAGGCUGCAUCAUUGAUGCCUUCAUCAUUGGUGCCGUCAUGGCAAAGAUGGCCAAGCCAAAAAAGAGAAAUGAAACUCUAGUCUUCAGCCACAAUGCCGUAGUGGCCAUGAGAGAUGGAAAACUGUGCCUGAUGUGGCGCGUUGGAAACCUGAGGAAAAGCCACUUGGUAGAGGCACACGUGCGAGCGCAGCUCCUCAAAUCCAGGAUCACGUCGGAAGGGGAGUACAUCCCCUUGGAUCAAAUAGACAUCAACGUAGGGUUUGACAGCGGAAUAGACCGCAUAUUUCUGGUCUCCCCCAUUACGAUAGUACAUGAAAUAGAUGAAGACAGUCCUUUGUAUGACUUGAGCAAACAAGACAUGGACAAUGCUGACUUUGAAAUUGUAGUAAUAUUAGAGGGCAUGGUGGAAGCUACCGCCAUGACUACCCAGUGCCGUAGCUCAUAUCUGGCAAACGAAAUCCUCUGGGGCCACCGCUACGAGCCUGUACUCUUUGAAGAGAAAAACUACUACAAAGUGGACUACUCGAGGUUCCACAAAACAUACGAAGUGCCCAACACACCCAUCUGCAGUGCCAGAGACUUAGCAGAAAAGAAAUACAUUCUCUCUAACGCAAACUCCUUUUGCUACGAGAACGAAGUAGCCCUCACCAGCAAAGAGGAGGAUGAGAUUGACACUGGGGUGCCUGAGAGCAUGAGCACAGACACCCACCCGGACAUGGACCACCACAACCAAGCAGGGGUGCCUCUAGAGCCACGGCCGCUACGGCGGGAGUCGGAAAUAUGACUGACAAACUCUUCCUCUCUCUUUUGGUUGAAAGGAAAAAAAAAAAAAAAUACAUCUAUCGGUCAAAGGCACGUUGACCUGAGAAGUUGGCCCAGAACAGUUUUCAGACAACGGUACUGUUGAAGAGUGGUGUGAAGGCAAGCAGACCUGAGAAACCCAGGCUGGUUUUAGGGCUGUCCUCAAAGGAGGGAUGACAGAAAAUGAACUCUAAACACAAAGCACUAAACAUGUCUAAGUAUGAACAGAAGGCACAUAUGUUGUAGAAUAAAUUAUGUAUAUAUUUUUUUACAAAACUUGAA
Molecule: messenger RNA, 1895 nt
Organism: Harpia harpyja (harpy eagle)
Lineage: Eukaryota; Metazoa; Chordata; Aves; Accipitriformes; Accipitridae
Gene: KCNJ2
Product: potassium inwardly rectifying channel subfamily J member 2
Exons: 2
Coding region: 313-1596 (427 amino acids)
Biological process (GO): regulation of monoatomic ion transmembrane transport; potassium ion import across plasma membrane
Cellular component (GO): plasma membrane
Molecular function (GO): inward rectifier potassium channel activity
Source: RefSeq, a predicted model, not a curated record